AUGUCCAUCUUGCCCAUACAGACUCAAGGUUCCGCUUCGUCUUCUUCGUUCGAAUCUCCUGCUCUAACCUCCGAUCCUGAUUAUGGCGCCAUCCUUUCUCCCGCUCAACUAUCUCCCGCCUCUCAUCCUCCUCCCUCCCGCCAAUUUCGAUCCAUGCAUCACUCUCCGAACUCCUCCGUCUCAGGGACGUUGGGGUUGGAUGGAGAAGAGGUUGUCAGUGGAUCUUCCCAAGAGGUUACUCAAUCAGUGACACCAAUUGCCAAUGCAAUUUUGUCCCACCAUAAUGGAGAGAGUGGUGGCUCCUCCACCUCUGGCUCUCGAGCAGUUGGCUCCAGGCAAUCUAGAGGGAGAGUGUCAGGAAAUGGUGCACCUCUUCAGAGUGAAAGGAAUAAUCUUUCAACUAACUCUCAAGGUGGAAGUUCACAUUCUUCUGGGAGGAGAACCCAGAUGACGAAUGCUAACCAUCUCCUCAACUUCCAUUAUGAUCCUAUAACGCGGUCUCAGCCAAGGAUGGCUCCUCCAAGACGGCAUCAUCAGAAGAUCAAGCCUUACAAUAAGGAUUUGUUCCUUCAGGCUAAUUUCAAGUUUGUUGUGCUGGAUACUGGGGACAGCUCUCCUGAAGCUUUGGAUCCCGAUAAAAAUCUUAGAUGGGAGGAUAUUUUAUGUGUCAGGUACUCCACUUCAGUACCACUGCAGUGUCCGGUAUGUUUGGAGCAACCCUUGUGCCCCCAAAUAACUUCCUGUGGCCAUAUCUUUUGCUUCCCUUGCAUUGUUCGAUAUUUGCUUAUGGGUGAAGAGGUUUUCAAGGGAGAUUGCUACAAGCGGUGCCCUUUAUGUUUUAUGAUGGUAUCUCCAAAGGAUUUGUACACUUUGUCUGUUGAGAAUGUUAAGCAGUACAGUGUUGGCGAGACUAUAGAGUUCAUGCUACUUAUUAGGCAGAAGGAUUCGUUCACUCCUUCACAGAGGAAUAAGCAGGAAUCAGAUUCAACAUUGAGAUGCAAUGAUGAUGCCUGUGAUCCAUUCUCAAAAUUUAUAUUUACGUUGGAUGUAGAACUUUCCGUGAGAAAACCAAUUUCAGAGUUGGAUGAUUGGUUAGCUAGAGCUGAUUCGGGACUUGUGGAUGAUUUGGAGAAGCUUCCCUAUGUUUGUGCUGCAAAGGAGCAAUUAGAGCAGAGGAAGAAUUAUUGGAUUGAGUUGCGGGCAUGUGAUAGCAAUACCACGCAUAAGCAGGCUUGUAAUCAGAAAGGAUCUUUGAUUGGCACUAGUGCUCAUCAUGUAGUCUCUAGUACCAGGUAUUCUUCAACUACUGUUGAUGUCAUUGAUCAGGCUAAUUUGUUGGAUAGCAUCAAGCUGGAUUCCACCGAGUCACAUGAAGAACAAGAUGUCGUUUUAUCAUCUUCAUAUGGUGAUAAAAAGUGCCUACGCGAGCCACCAAAUGGCUCUAGAGAUAGGGAUAAAGGCUCAUACAACUUUUACCAGGCAGUUGAUGGUCAACACUUCAUACUCCAUCCUUUCAACAUGAAGUGUCUUCUUCGUCAUUAUGGGAGCUAUGAGAUGCUUCCUGACAGAAUAAAUGGGAAAAUCCUGCAGUUGGAACCUAUGACCCAAACAGAGGCUAUGAGAAGACGUUAUCGUUACUUGAGUCAUUUUUCUUUGACGACAACUGUCCAGUUGUGUGAAAUUGAUAUGAGUGAGAUACUACCGCCUGAUGCCCUACUUCCUUUUAUGGACGAAAUAAAGAAGAGGGAGCAGCAACGGAAGCAACAAGCUGACAGAGAACGGAAGGAAAAGGUGAAGGCUGAAGCUGCUAUUGGUGCAUAUGAUAUACCUUUUGUACCUAGGCACGAGACAUCAUCUUAUGACGUUUCCCCUACAUUCUCCAUGGAUGAUUUUGAAGCCUUGGGGAAUUCCAGUUCGAUGUCAUCAAGCCCUUCCAUGGCUGGAGAUAAGCUUCUCUUCUCCAAUGUUACGCGGCUCGGUUAUGCUGCUGGUUACGGUUCUCCAGGCUUGAGAAUCGAGGAAGCUAGGGCAUCCCAGGCUAAUAGUCACAUGAAAGAACCGGCUCACGAGGGAGGUUCUGGCACAGGAACUGGCACAAGAAACCAGGGGACGCCAUCUUUUGCCAAUGUAAUAUCGAGGGAAAGGACUGGAGAGGCCCCCAAGAGCAACGAGGGUGCAGGUAAGAAAGGGAAGAAGGCGAGCCGGGUUCUUCUGUCGACGGCAGGUGGACGACGCUACUGA
Messenger RNA from Linum trigynum, 2241 nucleotides. The record is from the annotation of a GenBank genome assembly. NCBI's taxonomy places the organism in Eukaryota, Viridiplantae, Streptophyta, Magnoliopsida, Malpighiales, Linaceae.